AUGUCUGCACCGGACCGGAUGUACCUAGAAGGUAAACGUCAACUUCCUGACGACACUUUUAAACCGAAGCGCCGCCCUGAUGAUGAGCAGAAGAAGUGGGGAGUCUUAAAACCCGUUCAUGGGAACAGUCAUCCUGAAAUUGAGUUAGUUGGUCACAUUUUUCCGAUCUCGAAGAACACGACCAACAACAUAUCGAUGUCCGUCUUUGUUGAUUGUAAUUUUGUGUUUGACGAAGAUCGAAAUAAAGGCUUUGUUGAGGUCACCAGUCCUCUUGGGUGUGUCUACGUCAAUCAAAAACCCGUUCGGAAGGGGCACAAUCGCGAGAAAGUGAUACUUGAAGAUGGCAAUGAGAUCGGCUUUUACUUCCAAGAGCCUUACAUCUUCCGAUUUUAUUACUACGACGGGGAUAAUGCAUGCCAAUACCCCGAAGAAGUCUCAGAUGAAAAGCCACGACAAGCACAAAAGCAUCGACAAAGCGCAACUACACGGAUGACACAAACACCGUCAAUCACUGAAUUGAUCAAUCGACUUGUUUAUCACCCAAACCCUACUUUAGAAGACAAUUCAGACGUCUGGAGCUUUGUGCUGGACAACGUGAAGACGCAGCUGAGGACCCAAUUCGAAUUUUGUUUGACGUCGUCGGACGAAGAGGCCGAGUUCUUUUCGAGGAACAAAAGUAUAGCGCGAACUCUGUUAGUGACUGCGCCCACGGGGGCCGAUUUGUUCUUGAAAAGACUUUUAAAGCGCGUAUCCGACGAGAUGAAUGUGCCGAUGUUAGAGAUCGACUGCACAUUACUUGGUGCGGUUGAUGGAGUCGAGCAAGAGUGUUCGAAGAACUUUCAAACUGGUGAUCGUGUGAAGUACAUAGGUAAAGGGAAAAGCACGAAUGAGGAGUUAUUAGGCCGAAUUGGGAAAGUGUUGUAUGUUUCUGAUGGGAAGGUAGCUGUGAAUUUUGAGAGCAAUUCGAAUGAGUAUAGUGGAGCCUUUGUGGAAGUUGAUUUACUUGGUGGUGUUGAUGAAGAAGUCCCUAAACAAGACCGCAGACUGAUUGGGCGACUUCCUGAGAUAUUAAAUGCAGUACCGAAGAUGAUUGUUGUCUUACAACGCGUCGACGAAUUCUUCCAGACGAAGAGCGAUGUCUCCACUGAGAUCCGAUCGUUCAUUAAUGACUUCAAAAAGCGCACACGAGGGAUUUUAGUUGGGUGUUCAGCGUCAUCUUCAGCAGUGAAGUCUGGGCAUGCGAAACAGAUACCCCAAGUUGACCCAGGGCUGUGUAUGUUUGGGGAGAAAGAAAUGAAGAUGGUUGAUGGGUAUGGAGUGAAGGGCCAAAGUCAUGGGAAGAGCAUAUCCAAAACCCUUUCGAAGAUGUUUGGGAACACGAUUAAUAUAGCGACGCCGACGGGGGAGUCCGCGCGUGGGUGGUGGAUAAUGAUGCAAGAAGAUGGGAAGAAGAUGCGAGGGGAUCGUUCGAAGAAGAUGUUAAAGAGUGAGAUUAGUCGGUAUGGGAUAGAGUUAGAAGAGAAUGAGGACAUUUCUAUAGACAAUGAAAUUAAGAAGGAAGAUGCGGAGAAGAUUAUUGGAUGGGCGAUAGGGAAAGAGAUCUCAACGAGCAACGAGAAGGUUAAAGUGAUAAAGAAGGAGAAUUUGUUGGGAGCGAUUGAGAUGGAGAAAUUAUUGAAUCCCACGAAAGACGCUGUUGAUAUGUUAGAAGCGGAGAAUGACUUUGAGAAGAAAUUGAUGAGCGAUGUAGUGAGAAGUGCUGAUGUAGAUGUUUCAUUUGAUGAUAUUGGAGCACUUGAAAAGGUCAAAGAAACACUGUAUGAUAGCAUCACUUUACCACUGCUCCGACCAGAACUGUUUAAGAAGGGAAGUUUGACGAAGAGAAGUAAAGGCAUCUUAUUCUUUGGCCCGCCAGGGACGGGGAAAACGAUGUUAGCGAAAGCCGUUGCGAAGGAGUCCAAAGCGAAUUUCAUCAAUGCGUCGUUGUCGUCACUUGAAUCGAAAUGGUUUGGUGAAGCGGAGAAGUUUGUGAAAGCGCUGUUUUCACUUGCGGAGAAAUUGUCGCCGUGUGUGAUAUUUAUAGAUGAAGUCGACGCACUGCUGGGGAAGAGAACGUCACAAAAUGAGAACGAAACGUUAAGAAAGAUGAAGAACGAAUUUAUGACAUUAUGGGAUGGACUGAAGUCGAAGAAUAUGGAACAAAUCAUCGUGUUGGGAGCGACGAAUCGCCCGUUCGAUUUGGAUGACGCCAUUUUGAGGCGAUUCAGUCGGAGGAUUUUAGUUGAUUUACCAACAAAAGAAGACCGAGAAAAUAUCUUGAAAGUGAUUCUAAAGGGAGAGAACACUGCAGUGGAUAUCUCGAAAAUAGCGGAAAAGACAAAUGGAUACUCGGGAUGCGAUUUGUUCAAUUUGUCGUGUGCGGCGGCAAUGAGACCACUGCGCGACUAUUUGAAAAGUGAAGAGAAGAAAGGAGAGAAGGAAGUGAUGAAGAAAGAAGAGAGUAAAAAGAUCGAUAUUCGACCUAUUGAUGAUAACGACUUCUUGGAAGUACUUUCGACGAUGAAUCCAAGUACUAAUAAAGACUCUCCGUUACUCACAGAAACAAGAAAUUGGAACGAACAGUUUGGCGAAGGAAAGACGGGAAGUUCAGAGAUUAUUUCAUACUUCAUUUGA
Entamoeba invadens IP1 is the source of this 2673-nucleotide messenger RNA. RefSeq lists its product as hypothetical. Gene Ontology annotation, cellular component: mitochondrial outer membrane. The record is from RefSeq and is a predicted model, not a curated record. The transcript has a single exon. Gene Ontology annotation, molecular function: ATP hydrolysis activity; ATP binding. Lineage: Eukaryota; Evosea; Mastigamoebida; Endamoebidae. The coding region runs from base 1 to 2673 and encodes 890 amino acids.